Molecule: messenger RNA, 1265 nt
Organism: Penaeus vannamei (Pacific white shrimp)
Lineage: Eukaryota; Metazoa; Arthropoda; Malacostraca; Decapoda; Penaeidae
Source: RefSeq, a predicted model, not a curated record
CAAACAAACGUCUGUCUGAAGGGUGAGGCAACGUUUUGAAAUCCUUCAGACGGCAGAAACUGGGGCUUUAAGCACCAUGAGUGAACCACAGAAUAGCAACGAGGCUACUGAGGAAGAUGCUACUGAAUUGCAGUUUCCAAAAGAGUUUGAGAAGGCUGAGACCCUCUUGAUCUCUGAGGUCCACAUGCUGUUAGAACAUCGCAAACAGACAAAUGAAAAUGCAGAAGAAGAACAAGAACUGAACGAGAGAUUCAUGAAGACCUUGAAUUACUGUGAAAGGUUUUCCAAGUUCAAGAACAGAGCCACGAUUAAGGCCAUUCGCGAACUUUUAAAUCAGAAGAAGCUGCACAAAUUUGAACUGGCAGCACUUGCCAACCUUUGUCCAGAGACGCCUGAAGAAGCCAAAGCUCUUAUUCCCAGCUUGGAAGGGCGUUUCGAGGAUGAAGAGCUCCGUGUGUUGCUAGAGGACAUGGCAACACAAAGAAGCUUUCAGUAUUAAAGUAUACUGUGUGUGCAGAUGCAUUUUGUAUUACCAAACCACUCAGCAGUGAAGGAAAUAAUGUUGCUCUUGUUUCAGCAAGGGUGGCUGUUGCAAUUUUACAUUUUGAGGUACUGUAUAAUUGUUUUGGAAAUGUAUAUAUAUAGUCAAGCACUAUUAGGCAUUGCCACUUGCCAGCCAUCCUUUCUCAGUGCUCAGGAAGUGAUUUGGAUUUUAUCUUGGCCACACAAUAAAAAUGUAGGGCUAGAUCUUGACAUGGGACCCCUUACGUCACUGUCUUUAUUUUUGUUCACUCUUUAUCAUUGUGGAUGCUUUGUUGCCUUUAGUCUACUGCGGAGUGAAAUGAAAGGCAUAACAAUCAUUUCUUUGUUGGUGAAAAUAGGAUAAGUUUGUGAAGAUCAUAUACUAUUUUAAUGUUUGUGUCAUUGAGAGUCAGAUACCUGGAGUACCUGUUUUUUAGAAAUUUUGUUGAUUUUGAAGCUUCAUAAAUUUCGAAGUUAUUAUUUCUAUUUAGUAAUAUUAUUCUUACCAGAACUUGUACUAUAAAGUUUUGAAGAUUGAAACUAGUAUAAUGAGGUUCUGAGAUAAUGAAAAGUAUUUUGUACAAAUAUUACAGAUGUUGUAAUUUUCCUAGCUAUUUUUUAUACUUUGUCAGGAAGACUGUUGGGUAAUACCAAUCUUUAAUGAAGGAAAUGAUAUGUUUAACGGUUGUAUUUAUUAAGAAAAAAAUAUCACUAAGUUCUAGUACAACUAAAGCAUUUUUAAA